AUGGAGGAGGCGUUGGAGUUGGUGCGUGCCAAGGACACCAAGGAGAGAAUGGCGGGCGUCGAGCGACUACACCAGCUUCUGGAAACUUCCAGGAAGAGCCUCUCCUCCUCCGAUGUCACUUCGCUAGUCGACGUCUGCUUGGAUCUCUUGAAGGACAACAACUUUAGGGUUUCUCAGGGAGCUCUGCAGGCGCUUGCGUCGGCCGCUGUUCUGUCCGGCGAUCACUUCAAGCUCCACUUCAAUGCGCUUGUUCCUGCCGUGGUUGAGAGGUUGGGCGAUGCCAAGCAGCCCGUUCGGGACGCCGCCAGGAGACUCUUGCUUACUUUGAUGGAGGUUUCCUCUCCAACAAUCAUUGUUGAGAGGGCAGGGUGUUAUGCUUGGAUGCAUAAAAGCUUUAGAGUGCGGGAAGAAUUUGCUCGUACUGUUACAUCAGCAAUUGGUCUCUUUGCAUCCACAGAGCUGCCCCUUCAACGAGCUAUUCUUCCUCCUAUUUUGCAACUAUUAAAUGACCCUAACCCUGGUGUGAGGGAAGCAGCUACAGCGUGUAUUGAGGAAAUGUAUACACAAGUAGGUCCUCACUUCUCUGAUGAACUUCAGCGUCAUAAUCUUCCUCCAAUGAUGUUAAGAGAUAUUAAUGCAAGGCUUGAGAGAAUUGAACCCAAGAAUCGCCCCACAGAUGGAUUUACAAGUAACUAUUCUGCCCCUGAGUUUAGAUCUGUAAGCCACAGUACCAAGAAAAGCAGUCCCAAGGCCAAAUAUUCAACAAGGGAGGUAUCCCUCUUUGGAGGAGAUGGUGAUAUUACAGAAAAACCAGUUGACCCAAUUAAAGUAUAUUCAGAAAAGGAGCUAAUCAGGGAAUUUGAGAAGAUUGCAUCCACCUUUGUACCAGAUAAGGAUUGGUCUAUCCGUAUUGCUGCCAUGCAGAGAGUAGAAGGACUUGUAAUUGGAGGCGCAGCUGAUUACCCUUGCUUUCGUGGACUUCUAAAACAACUUGUUGGCCCUCUGAGCACACAAUUAUCUGAUCGGAGAUCCAGCAUAGUGAAACAGGCAUGCCAUCUACUGAACUUUCUAUCAAAAGAGCUUCUGGGAGAUUUUGAGGCAUGUGCUGAGAUGUUCAUUCCGGUCCUUUUCAAGCUUGUUGUGAUAACUGUUCUUGUUAUUGCAGAAUCAGCUGAUAACUGCAUUAAAACGAUGCUGCGCAACUGCAAAGUUGCCCGUGUACUUCCUCGUAUAGCAGAUUGUGCAAAGAAUGAUCGCAAUGCAGUACUUCGUGCUAGGUGCUGUGAGUAUGCACUUUUGAUACUAGAACAUUGGCCUGAUGCACCUGAGAUACAACGGUCUUCUGAUCUGUAUGAGGACCUUAUAAAAUGUUGUGUGGCUGAUGCAAUGAGUGAUGUACGCUCAACUGCAAGAACCCUGUACAGAAUGUUCGCAAAAACUUGGCCUGAACGUUCAAGGCGCUUGUUUUUAUCCUUCGAUUCUGUAAUCCAAAGGAUAAUAAAUGAGGAAGAUGGUGGUAUACAUAGGCGACAUGCCUCUCCUUCUCUUCGAGAGAGGAGUUCACACAUGCUUGCUCCUCAAGCAUCUGCAUCUCCACAUCUCCCUGGUUAUGGAACCUCUGCGAUUGUUGCCAUGGAUAAAAGUGCCACUUUGCCAUCAGGGGCUUCUAUUUCCUCUGGAUUACUUCUGUCGCAGUCAAAACCCGCAGCAACUGGCUCAGAGCGAAGCCUAGAAAGUGUACUGCAUGCCAGUAAACAGAAAGUUUCUGCUAUAGAAAGCUUGCUAAAAGGCCUGGACACAUCUGAGAAAACUAGGUCAUCUAGUUUAGAUCUAGGAGUUGACCCACCAUCUUCUCGUGAUCCACCUUUCCCACCUGCUGUUCCAGCAUCAAACAGUCUUACAAAUGCCUUAUUAGUAGAUACACCAUUGGGUAUCUCUAAAGGUAAUAAUUCCAAUGGUGGGUUGGGUUUGUCAGACAUAAUUACACAGAUCAAAAGUUCUAAAGAUUCCACUAAAUUAUCAUACCAUGUUAACAUGGGGAAUGAACCCCUCUCAGUGCAUUCAUCCUUCCCGGCAAGAAGAGUUUCUGAGAAACUACAUGAAAGGGGCUUUGUUGAAGAGAAUCCUGAUAUUCGGGAGGCUAGGAGAUACAUGAACUCACAUGCUGACAGGCAAUACUUAGACACACCGUAUAGAGACACUAAUUUCAGGGAUUCCCAUAGUAACUAUGUUCCUCACUUUCAAAGGCCUCUAUCGAGAAAAAGUUCAACAGGACGGAUGUCUGCUAGCAGGAGAAGGAGUUUUGAUGAUAGCCAAUUCCCUCUGGGUGAUCUGUCAGGCUAUGCAGAUGGACCUGCUUCUCUUAGUGAUGCAUUAAGUGAGGGGCUUAGUUCAAGUUCUGAUUGGAAUGCCAGGGUCUCUGCUUUCAACUUUGUUCAUUCUUUGCUACAGCAAGGGCCUAGAGGUAUUCAAGAAAUCAUCCAAAGUUUUGAGAAGGUGAUGAAGUUGUUUUACCAGCACCUUGAUGAUCCCCAUCAUAAGGUUGCCCAGGCUGCACUCUCAACACUUGCAGAGCUUAUCCCAUCUUGCAAAAAACCAUUUGAAAGUUACAUAGAGAGAAUCUUGCCUCAUGUUUUCUCACGCUUAAUUGAUCCUAAGGAACUGGUCAGGCAAUCAUGCUCUACUACUUUGGAUAUUGUUGGAAAAACUUAUGGUACAGAUUCCCUUUUACCUGCUUUGCUCCGUUCCCUGGAUGAACAGCGUUCUCCAAAGGCAAAAUUGGCAGUAAUAGAAUUUUCAAUUGGUUCUUUCAAUAACCAUCCUUCGAGUUCUGAAGGUUCUUUUAACAUUGGCAUCCUUAAGUUAUGGCUUGCCAAAUUGGCACCGUUGGCCCAUGAUAAGAACACAAAACUAAAGGAAGCCUCUAUUACAUGCAUUAUUUCUGUUUACACACACUUUGAUGCAACAGCCGUACUGAAUUUUAUUCUUAGCUUAUCAGUUGAGGAACAGAAUUCCUUGAGGCGAGCCCUUAAACAGUAUACUCCUCGUAUUGAAGUGGAUUUGAUGAAUUUUCUCCAGAACAAGAAAGAGAGGCAGCGCACCAAGACUUCAUAUGAUCCAUCUGAUGUCAUUGGAACAUCUUCAGAAGAGGGAUAUAUUGGAUCUUCAAAGAAGAGUCAUCUAUUUGGAAGGUAUUCUGGUGGUUCAGUUGAUAGUGAUGGUGGCAGAAGAUGGAACUCUCUUCAAGAUUCAACCUAUGUCACGGGCUCUACUGGUCUCUCAAUAUCUGAUGAUACUCAAGAUCUUUAUAGCAGUCUAGAAACUAGUUCCAACACUGCUAUUCCUACUUCUAAGGCCAAAUACGGGACAAAUACCCCAACUGAAACCAUUGGAACAUUUACUAAACAGCUUGAAACUGAUGAAAAUGGUUCAACCAUGGAGUUGGAAUCCAUUUCCACUCGCCUGGAUAUCAAUGGGCUAGUUGAUUCAGACCAGCAACAAAGUACUGCAGGUGUUGGCGCUGAUAAAGCGCCUUUACCUGAUUUAUCACCUAGUUAUCCUAAACUAGCAGCAUUGAAGAUAAAUUCAGCUCCAGAAACUGGACCUAGUAUCCCUCAGAUUCUUCAUACGAUUUGCAAUGGGAAUGAUGGAAGUCCUACGACAAAAAAGUGUGCUGCACUUCAACAGCUGGUUGAAGCUUCUGUUGCCAAUGACCAAUCUAUUUGGAAUAAGUACUUCAAUCAGAUUUUAACAGCCAUACUUGAGGUUUUAAGUGAUUCUGAGCCAUCUAUAAGGGAACUUGCUCUAUCAAUGAUAGUUGAAAUGCUGAAGAAUCAGAAAGAUGCUAUGGAGGAAUCAAUUGAGAUCGUAAUUGAAAAACUGCUUCAUGUCACCAAGGAUGCUGUUCCCAAAGUAGCAAAUGAAGCAGAACAUUGCUUGACAAUAGUGUUGUCUCAAUACGACCCAUUCAGAUGUUUAAGUGUUGUUGUUCCCUCACUGGUUACUGAAGAUGAGAAGACUCUUGUAACCUGUAUAAACUCCCUGACAAAGCUUGUGGGCAGACUUUCACAGGAGGAGUUAAUGUCUCAAUUACCUUCCUUCUUGCCUGCCUUGUUUGAUGCAUUCGGGAACCAAAGUGCUGAUGUUCGCAAGACUGUUGUUUUCUGUUUAGUUGACAUAUACAUAAUGCUUGGGAAAGCAUUUUUGCCAUACUUGGAAGGGCUGAAUAGUACACAACUGAGGCUGGUGACAAUCUACGCUAAUCGGAUAUCACAAGCAAGAACAGGUGCUCCGAUAGAUGGUACCCAAAGUUAG
Molecule: messenger RNA, 4314 nt
Organism: Ipomoea triloba (trilobed morning glory)
Lineage: Eukaryota; Viridiplantae; Streptophyta; Magnoliopsida; Solanales; Convolvulaceae
Product: CLIP-associated protein-like
Exons: 21
Coding region: 1-4314 (1437 amino acids)
Biological process (GO): microtubule cytoskeleton organization
Cellular component (GO): cytoplasmic microtubule
Molecular function (GO): microtubule binding
Source: RefSeq, a predicted model, not a curated record